Penaeus chinensis is the source of this 834-nucleotide messenger RNA. RefSeq lists its product as uncharacterized. NCBI's taxonomy places the organism in Eukaryota, Metazoa, Arthropoda, Malacostraca, Decapoda, Penaeidae. Gene Ontology annotation, biological process: mitochondrial respiratory chain complex I assembly. Gene Ontology annotation, cellular component: mitochondrion. The transcript is spliced from 4 exons. The coding region runs from base 148 to 696 and encodes 182 amino acids. The record is from RefSeq and is a predicted model, not a curated record.
CAAGUACCAAGAAUCUGCUUGCCAAGCAGAGAUUGAGGCACUGAGGAAUUGCUGCAAGAAAUGGAGUAAAGAAUCUGGAUGCUGCGCAGGAGUCAAGUUAGAGGAGAAUGAUCUCGUGAAAGACAAGGCUCAUGUACCUAAGAAGUAAUGUCGAAGUCGAAACCUGUAAAAACACCCUUUCCAAAAGCCAAGAUUGAUUUGCCGAGUUCAUACCGCUCAGGUCCCACGGGUUCUCAAAGGCCAGGAAGGGAGACAUUGUUCCCAGAAGGAUCAAAUUCAAGGUCAAGAUUACUGCAACAAGAUCCCUCUCAGUAUCAUUACAACCCGGAGAGUGUGAAGAAUAACAAACUUAAGGUUAGCCGUUUUCGUCGGUGGAUAUAUCGCAAUCCUCGCAGGUUUCAGGUUAUUGGUCUUGGUCUUGGACUGACAAUUUUCUUCAGUCGUCCUUUGUACGACAUAUUUUUAAGGGAACAUAUUGAAGGUCCAUUUGUAACUAAGAUGGAGUCUGUUAAGAAGGCACAAAGUCGUCUGCGAAAUUACCCAAAACUUGUUGCAAACUGUGCACCUGUAGCAACUGAAUAUGCACGUUGUGUGGCUUUGAAAGGAAAUGUACUGAAAGGAGAUUGUACUCAAGAGUUUGAUGCAUUUAAAAGGUGUAUUUUAGAAUCUGCCAAAAAAAUGAAAACAAAAAUUUGAUUUGGAAAUACUAGGCAAAUUGGAAAAAAAAGAAAAUACUGGAUUUGGUUAUAAGUGAAAGACUUUAUAUAAAGCACUUUAUGCAUAAAACCAGAGUUGGGAUUGAAUAUUUCACACUGCCUCAUUGAGUUGUUUAGA